Chlorella variabilis is the source of this 1008-nucleotide messenger RNA. RefSeq lists its product as hypothetical. NCBI's taxonomy places the organism in Eukaryota, Viridiplantae, Chlorophyta, Trebouxiophyceae, Chlorellales, Chlorellaceae. The record is from RefSeq and is a predicted model, not a curated record. Gene Ontology annotation, molecular function: sphingosine N-acyltransferase activity. Bases 1 to 1008 code for a protein of 335 amino acids. Gene Ontology annotation, biological process: ceramide biosynthetic process. The transcript has 11 exons. Gene Ontology annotation, cellular component: endoplasmic reticulum; membrane.
AUGGGCGCCGCCGCCACCUGGGCGCUCUGGAUGCAGCAGCACGCGCCGGAUGUGGAGGGCCUGCUGGCGCGCGCCUUUGGCGGCACCGGCCUGCUGCGCGGCGGCACGUCCGACUAUGUCAUGGCCCUGGCCAUCGCCUGCGCCUUCCCCCUCAUGCGCUACAUCAUGGACCGGCGGGUUUAUGGGCCUAUCGCGUCGCGCGUGCUGGGCGUCCCCCGUGGCGACCCCAAGAAGACGGAUGUGGCAGUCAGCCAGGAGCAGCUAGACACCCUGGACAAGUUCAAAGAAUCGGCCUACAAGUGCGGCGUGCAAAUCUGCUUCAGCGUGGUGCUCCUGCUGGUCGGCCUGAACAAGCCCUGGUUCUAUGACACCAAGCUCUACUGGGCAGAAUGCUCAUGGCCGUGCAAUGUCCCAAUCAGCUACGGCGAGCGCUUCGUAUAUUGCCUGGUGCUAGGCUUCUAUGUGCAGGCGGUGCCCAUGCUGUUCCUGUGGGAGACCAAGCGCAAGGACCGCCUGGAAGUGUUUGCGCACCACGUGGCCACCAUCGUGCUUAUUGCCUACUCCUACUACCUGAACCUGACGCGGGUGGGAGUCAUGGUGCUCGUCUGCCAUGAGAGCAAUGACAUCUUUCUGGAGGCAGCAAAGAUGGCGCGGUACGCCAAGCAUGAGGCCCUCACCACCGCCAUCUUUGUGGUGUUUAUGCUGAGCUGGUUCACUACACGCGUGUUCAUGUUCCCCGCCUUUGUCAUCCGCAGCACGCUUUUCGAGUCGAUGGCGCGUGCAGAGGUGGUGGGCGCCUACAUCCAGCCACACCACGCCAUUCUCAACGGCUUCCUCAUCUUCCUAUACUGCCUCCAUGUCUAUUGGUCGUACCUCAUAUUGAGGAUCGCAAUCAAGCAGCUGACCACGGGUGGUGCAGACGACAUCCGCGAGGUGCCUCCAGCUGAGCGAGCCGUGGUGCCAAAGAACCGAGUCGCGUCUGUGGGCAGCAUGCCCAGCCCAGAGUGA